This is a messenger RNA of Talaromyces marneffei, 2610 nucleotides long. RefSeq lists its product as uncharacterized. The coding region runs from base 1 to 2610 and encodes 869 amino acids. NCBI's taxonomy places the organism in Eukaryota, Fungi, Ascomycota, Eurotiomycetes, Eurotiales, Trichocomaceae. The record is from RefSeq and is a predicted model, not a curated record. Gene Ontology annotation, cellular component: cytoplasm; nucleus. The transcript is spliced from 2 exons. Gene Ontology annotation, molecular function: ubiquitin binding.
AUGUCCGAAGUUUUAUCCAGACCCUCGGCGCCGCGUGGGCGCGGUUCUGCUCGAGGCGGACGAGGUGGUUACAGCUCUAGAGGUGGCCGGGGCGGUCCUCGAUCAGCCAAAGUUGAAAUUGCCGACAACAGUGCAUCCACAUCAUACGAAGAUGAAGGAGAAAUUGGUCAAUUGAAGCUCAAGUAUGCGACAGAAUUACCCACGUUGAAAGAGCUCUUCUCGGACUGGACAGAUGAAGAUCUAGUGUUUGCUUUAGAGGAUGCGAACGGUGUUCUUGAGACUGCAAUUGAACACAUCAGUGAGGGCAACGCUUCUCAAUGGGGUGAAGUCAAGAAGAAGACUACCGAUCGCUCCCGUCCCAAGGCAAAGGACGUGCCCAAGCCCCAGACCACCAGUGGCGAAACAGUACCUCUAGCAUCUCGUGGUAGCCGUGGCCGUGGUGGAUUCGAAGGACGUGGUGGUCGUGCUCGUGGAGAUCGUGCUCGUGGAGGUCGUGGUGGACGAGUUGGUGGUGCACGUGACGAGAAACCUGCUGUACCUGCCGAGCAGGCCAUCACAAGCACCCCUAGUGAACCCGCUACUGCUGAAGUUGAAGCUACCAAACCCGUUGAGUCGGUCGAGGCCGUGAAGGAACAACAGCAAGAAGCUCCCAAAGCACCCGAACCUGCGAAGAAGGGAUGGGCAAGCUUGUUUGCUAAACCCACACCCCCUCCUCCCCAGAAGAAGCCUCCUCCAGCCGCUGCUCCCCCUGCAGCUCCUCCAGUCGAAGCCCCAGUCGAAACAAAACCCGAAACGAUCAUACCGCCUGUACCUGCCGCCGUGGCAACCCCGGAAAUUCCUAAAGCCCAAGCACCCGAACUACCACCUGUACCACUUAAUGAACCCGCACACGAAGUACCCUCUACCCAGUCUUUCGAAGCUACUACAGAUGAUCUCACCAAAACGAACCUUGACCAAGUUCCCGAUGUUUCUCUACCACCUGCUACCGCAACUGUAGCCAGUACGAUCGCAAGCAUCCAAGACCCCAACUCUCUUCCUCCCGUUACACCCCAAAGCCGUGGACCUGUAUCUGGCUAUGCUGCCUCUGCGUUUAAAGCGGCUGGACCUCAAGGUCGCUCUGCUAGUUUCCAGCGUCGUGUUUUGGAACAGCAAGAAGCCGUUGUUAUGCCUGCUAAUCACGCCGUUGACCGUGCUGCUGUCCAAUUUGGCAGCAUGGGAUUGAACGGCAACGAAUCUGUGGAUGUUGAUGAACAGAGGGAAGAGGCAGAAACUCGUGCUCAACCACCUCAACACUCUCCAGUCGCUCCUCGUGCUUCUCUCCCUCCUCCUCAGUCCCAGCCCUCGACAGAGACUCCUGCGGUCGCCCGUCCUGCUCCUGGAUUACCCCCUGUACCCCAGACCGAUGCAGCACCUUUCAACGACUUUGGCCGAUAUGGUGAUGCCCAGAAGCCAUACGACCCAUUCACUCAGCAUCCCGCACAGACACAAGUUCAAGCCCAAGAGCCCUUCUCUCACCAAGCUCCUACUCAAGCUGCAGUAACGACUGGCAGCGAGUAUUCUCCCUUCUAUGCUGCCGAUCAGCAGCGUCUUCCUUACAACUACUACGGUUACCCUUCACAGGACACCACUGGUCAGCGCGCGUCUGGCUUCGCAACCUCGGGUGCCGAAGGACAGGCCCAGGCUACCCAGACACCUAGCCGCUAUGGUCAAACUGAAGCUCCUGGAAGUGGUCAAAACACUCCUAACCCAACCUUGCCCGUCGCAACUCAAUCGCAACAGCCAUCCGGACAGCAUAUCCCUGGCGCACAGGGUGCUCAUGCCAACUACGGCUAUGGAUAUCCUUACUACUCCAACCCUCAUUACGCUCAAUCAUACAUGAACAUGAACCAGCAGCACCAAUAUGGCCGCAACCGCCCCAUGUAUGACGAUGCUCGUCGCUACGAAGAUCACUACAUGCCUCAUAGCAACCAGUAUGCGUACAGUAACCAGUACGCGGCGCCAUACGGCGGCAAGGGUGCUAUGUACGGUCAACCUUUCUCCUAUGACCACUCGUCUUCUCCAGCAGGUUCUGGCUUCAACCAGGCUCUUCCCGGUCGCGAAUCUGUCUAUGGUCGCACUGGAUCUGCUCAGCCUGAGAACCAGCAGUCUGCUGCUGGAGCAAACACUACCUUCGGUACAGCUGUCCCUGAUGUGUUUGGUCGAUCCCAAUCCGGAUUCAGCCAGAACCAGCCUAUCUCUCAGCAACAACCCGUCACCAGCGAGGAGUCAACCAAGGGAUACGAAGCCUCUAAGACUGGCGGACCAAGUCCAUCUCUUGCUCAGGCCAAUCGACCUGGUUCAGCCACUAGCAGCAUUCCUGGACAGUCGCAGUCGCAGACUGGCCUGCCUCCUCUCCAGGGGCAACAGGGUCAACAGGGAUUCGGUGGCUAUCCUCACUUGAAUCCUCAGUACAGCGGCGCUCUCGGUGGCUUGGGCAGUCACCAGGCCAAUGUUAGCCAGAACCACCACCAAGGAAGUGCAUAUGGCAACUACGGCGGCGCAGCAGGCUUUGGUAACUACUAUGGAAACUCGGGACGCGGCGGCGGUUGGGGUGGCAAUUACGGACAUUAA